This is a messenger RNA of Alternaria atra, 867 nucleotides long. RefSeq lists its product as uncharacterized. The transcript is spliced from 5 exons. NCBI's taxonomy places the organism in Eukaryota, Fungi, Ascomycota, Dothideomycetes, Pleosporales, Pleosporaceae. The record is from RefSeq and is a predicted model, not a curated record. The coding region runs from base 1 to 867 and encodes 288 amino acids.
AUGGACAUGAACCAGCCCAUUUUUCCGGCUCCGCCUGGAUAUGUUGUCAAUUUGGAUAACCCCCAGAGAACGGGUGAGGCUGCCAACUUCUGGGUUGGAACCUCGGGCAUGAUUGUUGCCGCCAUCUUCAUGGCUACACGAGUCUAUACAAAGACAAAGCUUGCGAAGAACUUUACACCAGACGAUGGUAAGCUCAGUCAAGCCCCUCUCAGAAUGCUUCAAGGCCGCUACUAUGACUUCCCGUAUCUGACUAGAUCAACAGUAGCGUUGCUCAUAGCUUGGUGUUUCUCCAUCGCAAUACAAGUCCCCAUUCUAUUUCAAUAUGGCCGAGGCACUCUCGGCGUCCACAUCUGGGAACUGACAGGCCAUCGAGUCAACUCUACAAUGAACUUGAUCAGCGUAGCAAGCAUACUCUACUGUCCUUUCCUCGCCAGCGCCAAGCUCUCCCUCCUCUUCUUCUACCUCCGACUAUCGCAUAUACAAUGGUUCAGAUUGUGUGUCUACGCAAGCAUGUUCCUCGUCGUUGGGUAUAACAUUGCACUUGUCUUUCCGCUCAUCUUCGCCUGUACACCUUUCAAGAGGAACUGGGAUGUAACCAUUACGGAAGGAAGCUGUAUUGACAGGACACCUCUUUACAUGGCAACAGCGGUAUUGAACAUGGCUACGGAUAUCCUGCUGCUUGUUUUGCCUAUACCGAUGGUGGUUAAGCUACAGAUGCCAAGGGCUCAAAAAGCGGGACUGAUAUGUAUCUUCGGCGUAGGAUCGCUGACGUGUAUAACAAGUGCAGUGCGCCUGGCCCUCCUCUUCCCCAUGCUUCAAACCAUUGAUCAAACAUGGGCGAUCGUCAUGCCAGGUAUCUGGAUGUAA